AUGCUUCCCAUGGACUCCUGGUCAGACUCUCCUCACAGUGUCCUGCUGCUGACUCUGCUACUGGGACUUACAGGAGCAGCUAUGCGGGAGCUGAAGGUGAUUCAGCCUGAGAAAUCAGUUUCUGUCCUUGCUGGAGAGUCAGCCACUCUGAACUGCACUGUGACCUCCCUGAUCCCUGUAGGGCCCAUGAAGUGGUUUAGGGGUACAGGACAAAGUCGGUGCCUUAUAUAUAGUUACACAGGAGAGCGGUUCCCCAGAGUCACAAAUGUUUCAGAUGCAACAAAGAGAAACAACUUGGACUAUUCCAUCCGCAUCAGUAAUGUCACCCCUGCUGAUGCUGGCACCUACUACUGUGUGAAGUUCCAGAAGGACACAUCAGAGCUUGGGAAAGAGAUUCAGUCUGGGGGAGGCACCACAUUGUAUGUGCUUGCAAGGCCGUCCCCUCCUGUGGUCUCAGGACCUGCAGCCCGAGCUCUACCUCAGCAGACAGUGACCUUCACAUGCAAGUCUUAUGGAUUCUCCCCUCCGAAUAUCACACUGAAGUGGUUCAAAAGUGGAAAUAAGCUCUCUCCCUUCGAAACUACUGUGGACCCCAAAGGAGAAGGCAUCUUCUACAAUGUCUCCAGCAUAGUCCAGUUAGUGCUGGGACCCAGAGAUAUUCAUUCUCAGAUCAUCUGUGAGGUGGCCCAUGUCACCUUGCAAGGAAGCCAUCUCUGUGGGACUGUCAGCUUGUCUGACAUCAUCCGAGUUCCACCCACCCUGGAGGUCACCCAGCAUCCAACAGUGUUAUUGAAUCUGAUAAAUAUCACCUGUCAAGUGAAGAACUUCUAUCCUUUGAACCUUCAGUUGACCUGGAUAAAGAACAGAAAUAUGUAUCAGACAGAUGUGGCUUCUACACUCACAGUAAACAAGGAUGGAACCUACACAAGGACCAGCUGGCUCUUGGUGAACAUAUCUGCCCAUGAAGAGGACAUGGUACUCACAUGCCAGGUUGAGCAUGAUGGACAGCCAGCAGUCAUGAAAUCCCAUACUGUGGUGGUCAGUGCACAUCAGAGGGAGCAAGGUACUGGCAUCAUGUCUGAAUUGAAGACAUCAGAUUCUGCUAAAGUCUUUGUAGCUGUGCUCUUUGGACCCAAACUGCUGCUGGUAAUUGUGGUCUUUGCUGUGUACGGGUACAAGAAGCAGAAGGCCUGA
Psammomys obesus (fat sand rat) is the source of this 1194-nucleotide messenger RNA. Its product is annotated as signal-regulatory protein beta-1-like. The coding region runs from base 1 to 1194 and encodes 397 amino acids. The transcript has 5 exons. NCBI's taxonomy places the organism in Eukaryota, Metazoa, Chordata, Mammalia, Rodentia, Muridae. Gene Ontology annotation, biological process: positive regulation of T cell activation; positive regulation of phagocytosis. The record is from RefSeq and is a predicted model, not a curated record. Gene Ontology annotation, cellular component: plasma membrane.